AUGCGCACUUCCAUUCAGUUUAAUAUUAAUGGACAGGAUUUUCAUUUGAAUAAUCCGGAUCCGGAAUUAUCAUUGGCUUUUUAUCUUCGACAGACAGUUGGUCUCAUUGGAUGUAAAAUUGGCUGCGAAGAAGGAACAUGCGGAUCGUGCACUGUCGUUAUCGCAGAGUACUCUCAUCCACGACCAAUAUAUAAAGCUAUCAAUGCAUGUCUGUUUCCUAUGUAUCAAGCAGAUGGAAAAUUCAUUAUUACCGUAGAAGGAAUUGGAAACAAGUCAAAGAUUCAUGAAAUACAGAAGCGCUUAGCACAUGGUCACGGAACACAAUGUGGCUUCUGUUCUCCAGGUUUUGUGAUGUCUAUGUAUGCUCUCUUAAUGGAAACUCAAUGGAAUCCUUCGAUCGAACAAAUACAUCAAGCUAUUAAAGGAAAUCUGUGUAGAUGCACGGGAUACCGUCCCAUAUUCGAAGCUUUCUAUACUUUUGCUAAAGACGGAUGUUGCAAAGGACAGGAUCCGCAAUUACCGAGAGAGGAUGUAGCAUUUCCAUUGUUGGACAAAACUCAAAAUUUAAUUUUCCCAGCCUCAUUAGUUGAAUAUAUCCCGAAAUCUGGUUUGUUGAUUGAGAGUGAACGAGUUUCGGUUGCGGUUCCAUCAUCCAUUGAGGAAUUCGAUGAAAUAUUACAACAGUAUCGAGAACAAAAUGAGAAGAGUAUAGUGAAGUUUGUGUCAUCAGGAAUCAUCACUCGUUUCGCUGCUUUCUAUAAGCCAACAGUGAGAGAACAAUGGAUCUGUACAGCACGCAUACCCGAAUACAGAAAAGUUGAGGUUGAUCAUGAGUAUCUCACUAUAGGAUCAGGCUUGAGUCUGCGUGAGCUCUAUGAGAAUGUGACAGCUUACUGUGAUCCUGAAAUAUCACAAGCUUUCCGAAGAAUGUUCCGAAACUAUUCAUCCCACCAAGUUUUCAAUGCUGCGUCAUGGGCUGGUGCGUUAUGUGGUAAAGCUGUUGGAGAUAUCGAAGUUCUUUGUCGUGCAUUGGAUGUUGAUAUUCACAUGAAACUAACUGGACAGACCGUAACAUUGUCAUCCACAUCAGACUAUGAAGAAUUGAAAAAGAUGAUAAGCGAGGGAUAUUUGAUUGAAAAAAUGAGCCUUCCACGUCAUUUGAACGGGAGAAUGUUUGCUGGAAAAUUUGGUGAACGUCCGGGUCCGGAUACAACAGUCAUUAACUAUGCUCUAGUAGUUAGUGGUUCACAAAUCAUAUCGGAUAGUCGUUUGAUAAUCAGUGAUCGUACAACCGUAAUCAAAUUAACGAAACUGCAGUCAGCUAUGAAGGACAAGUAA
Auanema sp. JU1783 is the source of this 1338-nucleotide messenger RNA. The record is from the annotation of a GenBank genome assembly. NCBI's taxonomy places the organism in Eukaryota, Metazoa, Nematoda, Chromadorea, Rhabditida, Rhabditidae.